AUGUCACAACUUUAUUUUUCAGUAUGUUGUCAUGAUUUAAGACCUGUUGUUAAUGAAGAAGCACACAAUAAAUGUCAAAGCAAUGAAAGUAUUUUGUUAGAACUAAAUGAGUCUAAAACAGUACUUGAGAAUAUCGAAGAAUCAUACUAUGAGAAAAUGUUUAAAGGUGGAAGCAAGCUUAUUAACACGCGGGAAAUUACAGAAAAGUUAUCUGAAAUUGAUAUUCCUGAUGACUUUAUUUUUUUUAAAAAAAAGAUUUUGUGUAUGCAAUUUCUUCAUAAGAAAUUUUUACUUGACGAUGAACAAUCAUGA
Cetraspora pellucida is the source of this 312-nucleotide messenger RNA. The record is from the annotation of a GenBank genome assembly. NCBI's taxonomy places the organism in Eukaryota, Fungi, Glomeromycota, Glomeromycetes, Diversisporales, Gigasporaceae.